CAGUCCGACGGACAGCUUUGAAGUGAACGGUUCGCGAGUUCCUGGGCAGAAAAGACGGAGAAUCAGAGUGCAGCAACCGUUUGCGAAUUCGUGCUGUUCUACCUACCAAACCCAGACCAAAACCCAAAUUAAAAGAGGCCGACAAGUUGACAAAACCAUAUAUAUAUAUACAUAUAUAUAGGAACCGUGAAUUUUGCUGGAGCAAGCGAUUACCCACAUUUUGUUGCCGCCAGGACCACGAGGAUAGGCGCAGGGCGCUCCUUCGAAACUUUCGCUAUUAAAAAAUAAAUUCGAGUCCUAGGUGGGAUCACCAUGUUCAUUCCGGCCGCACAGUCCGCUUAUAAGACGCUGCGCAAGACGCAGCCGCGUGUCCGGCUCAACUUGCUCUUCAAGAAUGGCUACUCCAGCAAGGUUGAAUACAAGCCCAUUCGGUCGGUGCUGGUGGCCAAUCGCGGUGAGAUUGCCAUUCGUGUAUUCCGUGCCUGCACAGAGCUGGGCAUCAAGUCUGUUGCCGUCUACUCGGAGCAGGACAAGAUGCACAUGCACCGACAGAAGGCCGACGAGUCGUACAUCGUAGGCAAGGGUCUGCCACCAGUGGAGGCCUACCUUAACAUUCCAGAGCUGAUCCGGGUGUGCAAGGAGAACGACGUGGAUGCCGUGCAUCCUGGCUAUGGAUUCCUCUCGGAGCGCAGUGAUUUCGCCCAGGCGGUGAUCGAUGCUGGAUUGCGUUUUAUUGGUCCCUCCCCUGAUGUCGUCCAGAAGAUGGGUGACAAGGUGGCGGCCCGUAAGGCGGCUAUUGACGCGGGUGUGCCCAUUGUCCCUGGUACCGAUGGCCCAGUGACUACUAAGGAAGAGGCCCUGGAAUUCUGCAAGAAGCACGGCCUGCCCGUAAUCUUCAAAGCCGCUUACGGAGGCGGCGGACGUGGUAUGCGUGUGGUCCGUAAAAUGGAGGAUGUUGAGGAGAGCUUCCAGCGGGCGAGUUCCGAGGCAAAGGCUGCCUUCGGCAAUGGAGCCAUGUUCAUUGAGAAGUUCAUCGAGCGACCACGUCACAUUGAGGUCCAAUUGCUGGGAGAUAAGGCUGGAAAUGUGGUGCAUCUGUAUGAGCGUGACUGUUCUGUGCAGCGUCGUCACCAGAAGGUGGUGGAGAUUGCGCCAGCUCCGCGCCUGCCCAUUGAGAUCCGGGACAAGAUGACCGAAGCGGCCGUGCGAUUGGCAUGCCAUGUGGGCUACGAAAACGCCGGCACUGUGGAGUUCUUGUGCGACGAAUCCGGAAACUUCUACUUCAUCGAAGUUAACGCCCGUCUGCAGGUGGAGCACACGGUAACUGAAGAGAUUACUGGCAUCGAUCUUGUGCAGUCCCAGAUCCGCAUCGCCGAGGGCAUGACCCUUCCUGAAUUGGGCUACACGCAGGACAAGAUCGUGCCUCGUGGCUAUGCUAUCCAGUGCCGUGUUACCACUGAGGAUCCCGCCAACGACUUCCAACCCAACACAGGACGCCUGGAGGUCUUCCGCUCCGGUGAGGGUAUGGGCAUUCGUCUGGACAGUGCUUCAGCCUACGCUGGUGCCAUCAUUUCGCCGUACUACGAUUCCUUGCUGGUCAAGGUGAUCUCGCACGCCAGCGAUCUACAGAGCUCCGCCUCUAAGAUGAACCGUGCUUUGAGGGAGUUCCGAAUCCGUGGCGUCAAGACCAACAUCCCGUUCCUGCUCAACGUGCUGGAAAACCAAAAGUUCCUGCACGGCGUUCUAGACACCUACUUCAUUGACGAACACCCACAGCUUUUCAAGUUCAAACCCUCUCUAAAUCGUGCCCAGAAGCUGCUCAACUAUAUGGGCGAGGUUCUGGUAAAUGGACCUCAGACCCCGUUGGCCACAACUCUAAAACCCGCCGUAGUAUCUCCUCAUGUUCCUGAGAUUCCGCUGGAUCUGUCUCAGGAAGCCCUAGAGCGUGAAGAACGUGGCGAGGCCAAAGUUACGGAACCACCGAAGGGAUUGCGCGAUAUUCUGGUUUCCGGAGGUCCCGAGGCCUUCGCCAAAGAGGUGCGCUGCCGUAAGGAACUUCUGCUCAUGGACACCACCUUCCGUGAUGCUCACCAGUCUCUGCUGGCAACCCGCGUUCGUUCCCACGAUCUGCUGAAAAUCUCACCCUUCGUGGCCCACAAGUUCAACAAUCUGUACUCGUUGGAGAACUGGGGCGGAGCCACUUUCGAUGUGGCGCUGCGAUUCUUGCACGAGUGCCCGUGGGAGAGGCUGGAGGAGAUGCGUAAGCGCAUCCCGAACAUUCCCUUCCAGAUGUUGUUGCGCGGAGCCAACGCCGUCGGCUACACCAGCUAUCCGGAUAAUGUGGUAUACAAAUUCUGCGAGCUUGCUGUACAGACUGGCAUGGACAUCUUCCGGGUGUUCGACUCGCUCAACUACCUGCCCAACCUGAUCCUCGGCAUGGACGCUGCUGGUAAGGCAGGCGGCGUGGUGGAAGCGGCUAUCUCCUAUACUGGAGAUGUCAGCGACCCCAAGCGCACAAAGUAUGACCUAAAAUACUACACCAACUUGGCCGACGAGCUGGUAAAGGCGGGUACCCACGUCCUCUGCAUUAAGGACAUGGCGGGACUUCUUAAGCCUGAAUCAGCCAGACUUCUCAUCACCGCCAUUCGGGACAAGCACCCUGAUAUCCCAAUCCACAUCCACACCCACGAUACCUCUGGAGCAGGAGUCGCCUCCAUGCUGGCCUGCGCCAAUGCCGGAGCCGAUGUGGUUGACGUAGCCGUUGACUCGAUGAGUGGCAUGACCUCCCAGCCCAGCAUGGGUGCCAUAGUGGCUUCCCUCCAGGGUACCCCAUUGGACACGAACGUGGACUUGCGCACGGUGUCGGAAUACUCCGCCUACUGGGAACAAGCCCGUACCCUUUACGCUCCCUUCGAAUGUACGACGACGAUGCGCUCAGGCAAUGCCGAUGUCUACCUAAACGAGAUCCCCGGCGGCCAGUACACGAAUCUGCAGUUCCAGGCCUUCUCUUUAGGUCUAGGAGACUUCUUCGAGGACGUGAAGAAGGCCUACCGGGAGGCCAACCUGCUCUUGGGCGACAUCAUCAAGGUGACGCCCUCGUCAAAGGUGGUCGGAGAUCUCGCUCAAUUUAUGGUUCAGAAUAACCUGACCGCCGACCAAGUGUUGGAGAAGGCGGAGGAGCUGUCGUUCCCCAAAUCUGUGGUGGAGUACCUGCAAGGUUCUAUUGGUAUCCCGCACGGCGGAUUCCCCGAGCCCCUGCGCUCGCGCGUCCUUAAGGAUAUGCCUCGCAUUGAGGGACGUCCUGGCGCCGAGCUGAAGGACUUGGAUUUCGAUAAGCUGAAGAAGGAACUGAAGGAAUCUCACUCCUGCAUCACUAACCGGGAUGUCAUGUCAGCCGCCCUCUAUCCACAGGUGACAAAUGAUUACCUGAACUUCCGCGAUAAGUACGGACCCGUCGACAAAUUGGACACCCGCAUAUUCCUCACCGGACCCAAUGUGGGAGAGGAGUUCGAGGUGCCCUUGGAGCGCGGAAAGACGCUGAGCGUGAAGGCCCUGGCUGUGUCCGCCGAUCUCAAGCCCAACGGUAUCCGUGAAGUCUUCUUUGAAUUGAAUGGCCAGCUACGUGCGGUCCACAUCUUGGACAAGGAAGCCGUUAAGGAAAUCCACGUCCAUCCCAAGGCCAACAAGUCGAACAAGAGCGAGGUCGGAGCCCCCAUGCCCGGAACCGUUAUCGAUAUCCGCGUGCAAGUUGGCGACAAGGUCGAGAAGGGUCAGCCUCUGGUCGUGCUUUCGGCCAUGAAGAUGGAGAUGGUGGUGCAGUCGCCAUUGGCUGGUGUUGUCAAGAAGCUGGAGAUCGCCAACGGAACGAAGCUCGAGGGCGAGGACCUCAUUAUGAUUAUCGAAUAGAGUCAGAGCCCCGAAAGACGUGACCCGAGUCACAAUGUCCAAUGUCCAAGCUGCCACCGCACACCCAUUCUAAAAUUAAGUCAAAACAGUGAUAAUCUUAGGGAUCCUGUCAGUUUGAUAAACCAUAAAGUGUCCAAUCGCCUGCGUCUAUUUUGAUAUGCAUCUGAUGAACCGUAUGGGUUCUUUCAGAUAUGUUUCCGCAUUUCCAGGAUAAUUCGACCAACCUCAAUAAAAUAUUCUAGCUUACCCUGCCAAAAUUGAUCGGAUUGGAAACGGAUUUUAUAUGUACGUGCCCGAGUAUAUUUGUAAAUUUAUUGUAGAGCCUUUCCUCAACUCAUUUGAAUCAAAUUUGUACGAUUUUGGAAUUUUUAAAUUCGCAAACACCCCUGUCGAGAUUUCCCUCCUCCAGUAAAUACGUAAGUGGUUAUAAAUGUUAUAUUAACUAUUGUCUAAUAGACGUUAUACAAAAUAAAAUGCAUUGUGUUUUCCAUAA
Drosophila eugracilis is the source of this 4399-nucleotide messenger RNA. RefSeq names its product pyruvate carboxylase, mitochondrial (gene PCB). Gene Ontology annotation, cellular component: cytoplasm. Gene Ontology annotation, molecular function: pyruvate carboxylase activity; metal ion binding; ATP binding. Gene Ontology annotation, biological process: gluconeogenesis; pyruvate metabolic process. The transcript has 8 exons. The coding region runs from base 313 to 3906 and encodes 1197 amino acids. NCBI's taxonomy places the organism in Eukaryota, Metazoa, Arthropoda, Insecta, Diptera, Drosophilidae. The record is from RefSeq and is a predicted model, not a curated record.